Knipowitschia caucasica is the source of this 471-nucleotide messenger RNA. Lineage: Eukaryota; Metazoa; Chordata; Actinopteri; Gobiiformes; Gobiidae. The record is from the annotation of a GenBank genome assembly.
AUGGUCCCUGACCUCCGUGCACCUCAGGCUUAUUCACUCAGGUUUGUGUCGGUCUGCCGUGAGCAACCGGGCCGUCUCCUCCCCCUCCUCGGGCGGAGUGUAGGCUAUAGCCGCGCGGUGCGUGUCUGGGAUUUCCCCCCCCCUGAUUGUGAGCAGCGCGGCAUAGGUUUGGGGUCUUCCCCGGAUCCUGAGCUGCGUGGGAACGUGCACCUUCCGCCGUGCCUAUUCCCCUCCUCUUGCUCCUCGUGCGUACGCGCAACCUCGGUUCGCCGGAACGAGGCGUGUGGCUUACGGCUGUCUUUCAGGCCGCCCCCUUGGACCCCGCCUUACGCGUCGAAAGAUGAUGAUUGGGGCGUCAUCACGCAGGUAGUGGUUCCCUCCAAAUUUCGCUCGGAGGUUCUCAGACUAGCCAAACCCUCCCAUCCCACCCUAUCCUUUACAUCCUAUACCAGCUGUUGGGUCCCCCUUUGA